This is a messenger RNA of Lathyrus oleraceus (garden pea), 570 nucleotides long. RefSeq lists its product as uncharacterized. Lineage: Eukaryota; Viridiplantae; Streptophyta; Magnoliopsida; Fabales; Fabaceae. The coding region runs from base 1 to 570 and encodes 189 amino acids. The transcript has a single exon. The record is from RefSeq and is a predicted model, not a curated record.
AUGGUAACACAACUAUUGGAGUACUUCGAGAUCGUCGACAUUACGCAUGUGCCAAGGAAUGAGAACCAAGAAGCCAACGAUCUAGCCCAGAUCACUUUUGGGUACAAGAUCUUGAAGUCAAGACUCCAGAAAAUUAUCCAGGGACAAGAAAAGAUGGUGUCGGACGUACCACCACCACUUAGUGCGAACAUCCAAGAGGCGAAGGGAAAAGAUAACCUCGACGGAAGUGUCAGCUACUAUGAAGGUUUCGACGACGAGCGCCUCGAAGAUUUUGAGUUUGAAAAUUUUUGGAGACACGAAGUUUUCGCUGUUGGCAAUUCAUCACCAUCAUAUUGGAGAAAACCAAUUUUGGAGUACUUAGAGAAUCCAGUCGGAAGUACUAACAGGAAAAUCAAGUACAGGGCCUUGAGCUAUGUACUGCUGAGAAAUGAAUUAUUGAAGAAAACUCCAGGGGGAAUAUUGCUUAAGUGUCUGGGAAGUACAGAAGCAUACUUGGCCAUAUCUGAAGUACACAAAAGAGCAUGUGGUGCACACCAAGCAGGCCAUAAGAUGAAAUGGCUACUGUUCUGA